GAGUAAUCUAUCAGUCAGUCCUGCUAAAAAGCUCCAGUCUUUUUCUAAAAAGCAGUGUGUGUCAUUUCGAGUCGCUGGUUACGGGAGGCGCACCGCUGCUGAUGAGACACUGAAGCGCGAAUAGGGAGAAGAAAAGUUGCGCUUUCUCUCCAGACAACUGAUGCAAAAACGCACCGCUCUGCAGGCCCGCUCACUCUCAGAGCAGGGACUAUUUCUAGAGGGUUGAAGUUUUGCAGAACUUUACCCAGUCUGUUUUCUUGGUACAGCGGAGGACUUGGUGUGCGCGCACUUGCCGCUCCACAGCUUUUCCCAGUGAGUUUUUUUUCCUUAUCCAAUUUUUUUACAUUAAAGUGCGAGUCCGCCGUGAGAUGACCCUCUCUGGAGGCAGCGAUCGAGCCAGCGACAUGUCCGGCCAAACUGUGCUCACAGCAGAGGACGUGGAUAUAGACGUGGUGGGCGAAGGAGACGAUGAGGGCAUGGAGAGGGUGGACAGCGACUGUGACAGCCCGGGGGGAGGAAGCAUCCUGCACGGCUUUCGCGGAGAAACGGUUGACGAUGACUUGGAGGACGAGAUCGAGGUGGAGAAGGAGGAGAUGAGGUCCGGGGGAGGGAGCCCGUGCUGCGAGAGCUCCGGGGAAGGGGAAUCGGGCGCAGGGAAAGGAGAAGGUCAUGACCAGAGCGCAGCGCCAGGAGGAGUGAUCCAGAAGCCCAAGAGCAGCCUGGUAAAGCCGCCUUACUCCUACAUCGCUCUCAUCACCAUGGCGAUCCUCCAAAGCCCGCAGAAGAAGCUCACCCUCAGCGGGAUCUGCGAGUUCAUCAGCAACCGCUUCCCCUAUUACCGGGAGAAGUUCCCUGCGUGGCAGAACUCCAUCCGGCACAACUUAUCCCUGAACGACUGCUUCGUGAAAAUCCCACGGGAACCCGGCAACCCCGGAAAGGGCAACUACUGGACCCUGGACCCGGCCUCUGAGGACAUGUUCGACAACGGCAGCUUCCUCAGGAGGAGGAAAAGGUUCAAGAGAGUCCAGCCGGACGUGCUGAGGGAUCAGACCGCGCUCAUGAUGCAGAGUUUCGGGGCGUACAGCCUCGGAGGCCCAUACGGCAGACACUACGGGAUCCACCCGGCUUAUUCCCACCCGGCGGCUCUGCAGUAUCCCUACAUCCCACCUGUGGGUCACAUGCUGCCGCCGGGCGUCCCCCUGCUGCCCUCGGCGGAGCUCAACAGAAAAGCGUUCAACUCUCAGCUGAGCCCGAGUCUCCAGCUGCAGCUCAACAGCCUAAGCACGGCGUCCAUGAUCAAAUCCGAACCUUCAAACCGGCCGUCCUUCAGCAUAGAGAACAUUAUCGGGGUCUCCAGCGCGUCAUCCGUCACGCCCGGCGCCGCGCAGGCUUUCCUGCGGCCUCCUGUCACCGUUCAGUCGGCCCUGCUGAGCGCGCAGUCUCUCUCUCUGACCCGGACCUCUGCUGCUAUCGCUCCUAUACUCAGCGUCCCUUCAAACAUUAUUUCUGGACACGUUUUACCUUCAGCGACGGCAGUGUCCAAAUGGCCCUCACAGUGACUCAAACCAAGAAAAAACUAAAAAAAAAAAACUCUUAUUUUUCUAUAGAGACUUUAUCACUGGAGAGCACAAAUAAAUAGACAGCAUUGGACUCUAAUACAAUGAAAAAAGACUUGAAAUACAGAGAAAAGGAAAGUAGGCUUUCUAUGUACAGGUAACAUUUGUAAAUAUUUGUUUUUCAAAAAAAGGGAGAAAAAUUUUACUCAUUUGACUUUUAGCUGUCCUUUGUUCCUGUUUGAGAUCUGUGAUAAUUAUUUCGAUUUUUCUUUUUUUUAUAUUCUACUGGAUGAUUGACUUGACACAUUUCAUACAAGACACGAACAAGUGCAAAAAGACUGUUUAUAAUAAUAAUAAUAAUAAUAA
Molecule: messenger RNA, 1922 nt
Organism: Cyprinodon tularosa
Lineage: Eukaryota; Metazoa; Chordata; Actinopteri; Cyprinodontiformes; Cyprinodontidae
Gene: foxd3
Product: forkhead box D3
Exons: 1
Coding region: 369-1559 (396 amino acids)
Biological process (GO): regulation of transcription by RNA polymerase II; cell differentiation; anatomical structure morphogenesis
Molecular function (GO): RNA polymerase II cis-regulatory region sequence-specific DNA binding; DNA-binding transcription factor activity, RNA polymerase II-specific
Source: RefSeq, a predicted model, not a curated record